GAGGGACGCCUUUACAAUGGGCAGGCACAUUGGGAUAAGCUCCAGAGCUCUAGAUCUGAUGCCUACUUCGUACCGUUUGCUGUUUGUGUCAUAUCCAGGUACCCAUAUUUCAACGCCUUGAAGGACUGUUUGUCUUGUUUGUUGCUACGGCUGAAGCCUUACAAAGAGUCAGAAGUCGAGGAACAUAUAAAAGAAUUUGCCGCAAAGUUAUCUCUGAUACCCAGGCCUCCUCCUGGGCAACUUCAUCUGGAAGCUGACGACUUAAUUCUAAUCAACAUCGAUACUGGCGAUAUCGCUCAAUCCAUGUCCUCUGAAGAGGAAACCGACAUUCCAGAUGUUCCAGCAGAAGCAGCCAGAGUUUUUAUAGCAAGAUCUGAAAACCUUCAGUUGCACUACGACCUUGAGCUCUGCCAUCUGGGCACCUCCACGGACUUCAUCGACAUCCAAGGGCGACGGAGAAGCUGGCAGCGCAAGCUGAACUCUGAAAUUCAACAGAUUGCUCUGCAGCUAAUCGUCAAUAUCUUUAAGGAGGUGAAAGAUCAUUUGAACUAUGAACACAGAGUAUUUAACAGUGAAGAAUUCUUAAAGACAAGAGCAAUAAAUGAUCAGCCUUUUUACAGAAAGGUACUGGAAACGUACAUGUUCCACUUUUUUCUCAAAGCUCGCCUUAACCGAAGGAUGGAUGCCUUCGCUUACCUAGAGCAGAGCACCCAAAAUGAAGAAGACAGAUUCAACUUCCUGGUUGGGAAUCCGAGAAGGCUAACGAUGGAGAAAAUGAUUUCUAAAAGAUUUAAUCCUCAGUUCAUGCUCAGCAGGCGGAUGGGGGUGAGUCUGCCUGAUCUGCACGACAUUAAGCAGAGCGACGGCCCAACGAGGAAUUUAUCCCUUCGGAGCGUAAACACUACACAAGCGAAAAGAUCGAUUUCGAAACCCAUCAGCACUUUCAAGAUUCCAGAGAUCCAUUUGCCACUGCUGGGUCAGUGCGUCCAGUCCUAUUACGUCGAUUUUAGUAAUCAACUCAACAGAGCCAUCACCAUUUUAUCUCCAGAGAAUUCUGCACUUCUGGCCAGAUAUUUCUACCUUCGGGGACUUAUAAGUCUGAUGCAAAGAAAAUUCCUAAAUGCCCUUUCGGACUUCCAAAACCUGUACAAGACGGACAUCGGGAUAUUCCCCACGGACCUCGUGAGAAAAAUGAUCGAGAGUCUCCCACCCCAGGAUCGCUCCCAGGCAGACCAGAAACCCGAACUGAAGAGGUUGAUCAGUCAUCUGCUGGACAAACAGAGGGAGGUCACCAAAACCGACGACCACGUGAAGAAGUUUGAGCUGCCAAAAACUCACAUGCAGGUGAACGACUUCGUGAAGCGCAUCCAGGAAUCCGGGAUUGUCAAAGAUACUGACACGAUCCACCGGUUGUUUGACGCCUUAACCGUAGGGCAGCAAAAACAAAUUGACCCGGAAACAUUUAAAGAUUUUUAUACCUACUGGAAGGAAACAGAAGCAGAAGCCCAGGAUGUCGCCUUGCCGCCCAGAGUCAUGGAACACCUGGACAAAAACGAAUGUGUUUACAAGUUAUCCAACUCGGUGAAAACGAACAAAGGAGUUGGCAAAAUCGCACUGACCCCGAAACGCCUGUUUCUCUUGAUGGAAGGCGCUUGUCCCGGCUAUCAAGAGAUCGCAACAUUCAGGGAUAUAGAGGAAGUGAGGAAUAGCACUGUCACUUUUCUUCUCCUCAAGAUUCCCACCCUGAAGAUAAAAGUCAAGUACAAAAAGGAUGUUUUUGAAGCAAAUCUGAAGUCCGAGUGUGAUCUUUGGCACUUGAUGGUGAAAGAGAUGUGGGCUGGGAAGAAAAUGGCAGAUGAUCACAAGGAUCCACAGUACCUUCAACAAGCCCUCACCAACGUCCUUCUGAUGGACGCCGUAGUGGGUUCUCUGCAGUCCUCCAAAAUUAUCUAUGCUGCUUCGAAGCUAUCUUACUUUGACAGGAUGAAGAACGAAGGGCCCAUGAUGGUUCCCAAAACAACUUCUGAAACACUAAAGCAUAAGAUCAACCCAUCAGCUGAUGAAACCUUCCCACAAGCAGUGGAAGUCUUGCUGUACACACCAGGGCAGCUGGAACCCACAGAAAAACAUGGAGAAGCCCAUCCAAAAUUAUGGUGCGCUUUGAACGGAGGGAAAGUUGUGGUCUUCGAUGCAUCAACGUGGUCCCUACAGCAUUCUUUUAAAGUGGGGAACUCCAAACUG
Molecule: messenger RNA, 2241 nt
Organism: Thamnophis sirtalis
Lineage: Eukaryota; Metazoa; Chordata; Lepidosauria; Squamata; Natricidae
Source: RefSeq, a predicted model, not a curated record